Menidia menidia (Atlantic silverside) is the source of this 1472-nucleotide messenger RNA. The record is from the annotation of a GenBank genome assembly. Lineage: Eukaryota; Metazoa; Chordata; Actinopteri; Atheriniformes; Atherinopsidae.
AGCGCCGCUGGCCGACCACCGGGACAGUGAGGAAGUCCGCAAAGGCGCCUUUAGUUAAUCCUUCAUGUUGGCCUGGAGCUGGGGGGCGAGCUCGACUUGGAUAUGAAAACUGACUAAUGUAGAAAGUCAGACAGGUCGGUUUCGCUGCACUCUCCGCCCGUUUCCCUCCGCCUGGUUCACGGUUCCUCAUGGCUCCGCGCGGGUUCCUGGCAGCGGCCGCGGGGCUGCUGGCGAGGUCGGUCAGCGUGCUCUCACACACGGGCACGGCGGCGAGGUGUACCGGUGCCCUCUCUGUAUAUGGAGCCCCACUGAGGUCCUGGACCUCCCAGACCAACGGCCCCCCAAAGAGGCCUCUGAAUGGAUAUCUGAGAUAUGUCAUGCAGCAGAAGCCAGUGGAGACCAGACACAACCCAGACAUAAAAUCUGUUGAGAUCAUCAGGAAAAUCGCCCAGCAGUGGAGGCUGAUGAGCCCGGAGCAGAAGCAGCCCUUCCAGGAGGCCUCUCUCCGGGCCAGGGAGCAGUUCAGGCUGGACCUCCAGAGGUACCAGGCCCAGCUGAGCCCAGCCCAGAUCCAGCAGCAGGCCCUGGAGAAAAGGGAGAGGCUGGCCAAGAGACGGGCCAUCCGGAAGAAGAGGGAGCUGACCAGCCUGGGGAAGCCCAAACGCCCUCGCUCCCCCUUCAACAUCUUUAUGUCCGAGCACUUUGAGGAGGCCAGGGGCACCACCACUCAGUCAAAGAUGAAGUCGCUGCUGGAGGACUGGAGGAACCUAUUCAGCCACCAGAAACAGGUCUACUCACAGCUGGCCGAGGACGACAAAGUCCGCUACAAGAACGAAAUGAGGUCCUGGGAGGACCACAUGCUGGAGAUUGGACGGGAAGACCUCAUCAGAGAACAGACGCUGUCCACCAAGAAAGUGGCCAAAACUAAAGCAGUGAAGAAGGACACAAAGAAGGCCAAACCAGCCAAGAAAGCUGCGGCCAAACAAAAGCCCAAAGCAGCCGGCAGAGCCGCCAAAGCUAGCGCCGCUAACAAAGCUAGUGCCGCUAACAAAGCUAGCCCAGCUAAACGCGUCCUCACAAGCUCCACAAAGAAGAGAUGAGAUGUCCCUGUGUGUCCGGCUUUGUUUCUCUUCUCUUUUUGUCCAGAACUUCAGAGUUCCUAAACUCUCUGUGGCCUCAGCAGAGCAAAGACUGAACUGUUUCAUAGCUCUUCCUUCAUUUAUACUUACAAAUAAACUUUAGAAAAGCUUUUGUACAGUGUUGAGCUGGUUUACUCUCCCUCUCUCACACCUCCUGACAUCAGUGUUUGGUUAGUGUUGGUCCCUGUUGGUGGUGCAGAGUGGCUGACAGGCUUUAUCAAGCACACCACCAGAUGUUUGUACAGAAACUCUGGGCCUGCACAGGCAACUUCCUACAGCACAGUUUGUGUAGACCAAAGUGCUUUACAUAAAAGAUUAAUGCAUCAAGAACAA